This is a messenger RNA of Synchiropus splendidus (mandarinfish), 3807 nucleotides long. RefSeq names its product poly(ADP-ribose) polymerase family member 10 (gene parp10). Bases 94 to 3417 code for a protein of 1107 amino acids. NCBI's taxonomy places the organism in Eukaryota, Metazoa, Chordata, Actinopteri, Syngnathiformes, Callionymidae. The transcript has 11 exons. Gene Ontology annotation, biological process: negative regulation of gene expression. The record is from RefSeq and is a predicted model, not a curated record. Gene Ontology annotation, cellular component: cytoplasm; nucleus. Gene Ontology annotation, molecular function: NAD+ poly-ADP-ribosyltransferase activity; transcription corepressor activity.
CGUAGUGACGUCACCGUCCAGUAAACAGGUGGUCACAACACGGAAGUGCUUGACUUGGCGGAAUAUUUACCCAUGUUUUUCACUUGAAGCAGCAUGGCAGCAACCGGCCAGGAAGAGCGGUUGGAGGAGCGGUUGGUGGAGGUGCUUUGUCACCAAGUGAAUGAAGACCUGCUCUACCUAUACUUUGAGAAUGCCAACCGAUCCGGGGGAGGUACCCUGACUUCUGUGACUUGUAAAGGAAAUUCCACGCUGCUGGAGUUUGCAGAUGCUGAAGCCGCAGCCCGGGUGCUUUCAAGAAGAUGUCACAGCCUGCAAGAUAUUGAGUUCAUUGUAAGAAAACCAGCCUCUAAAGACAAAUACAAGCUGUUGCUUAGAGGGGUCACUGUCACUUGCCCUCUUUGGACGGUAGAGUUGUAUCUUGAGAACAUGAUGGGGAUGUCAGCCUUUACUUUGUGUCUUUUGUCUACAAGUGACCUAAUCAUUGUUCACUUCCACCAACCGUUCACAGAAGAUUUACCGAAGCUCAAUGAGAAAAUGUCCAAACGUUCACUUCAAGGAGCUAAUUUGACACUUGAAGAGAUAGAGCAAACGGACUCGAUUUUGGUGGAGAAGCUGCAUCCCGGAACCACUUCACAGCAGCUCUUGAACUACUUCAAAACCCACCUAAAUGAUGGCCAUAGCAUCGUGCAAGUGUCACUACUCUCCGAGGAUUCUGCCACAGUGUCCUUUGUCAACUUUGAGAGCGUUGAUGCUGCCCUGAAUAUUCCACACCAGUCAGGUGACAUGGAUGUCUCCAUCAAGCCCUUCUACAGCUUUCUGCAACCAACAAAGGACAAAACGUCGCAGGACAUUCCAAUGGACCGUGGGUCUAAUGACAGCAUUGAAGAUUCAAAUGAGACUCUAAGUUCCUGUGUUGCACGCAGCGCUGAUGUGACAGUGUCUCACACGGUGACUGAGGCUGCCUCUGAAUCAGCAGAGUUAGCUGAAGAUGAAGUCUUGAUGCACCAAACAGCAGAUACAUGUCUGUUCUCAAGCCGCAUCUCUGUCACUGACUCAGUGAAGCUUUCCUUGUUGCAAACCAGCGGGCUUCUCCCAGAGAUCGAAAAGGCUAAUGCAGAUUGUGCAGUCCAGAUCAAGGAUGACGGCGUGCACAUCACUGGUCCUGCUGAACAACCAGUGAGGCAAAUGAAAGUGUCCAUUGUGGAACUUGUUGAAAAAAUGGCUGUGGUGAAUUUUGUCCUGGAGAAAGACAUGGCUGAUUUCUUAACUUUAGAAAAUGUUGAAGAACGCCUGCGUGGUAUCCAACUCCAAAAUGGAUGCCCUAUGAUCUACACCGUCUCCACGAACAAUGUGGCUCUAACAUCCCUGUCCCAGGAUAUGGCUGACCUGGCUGCUGGCUUUGUGAAAGCCCAGCUGUUUAAACUCAGCAUUCCAGUGAGCGAGACUUUACAGUACAUGUUCUCUUUAAGAGAGUGGCCGGAGUUCCUACAGACUCUCGACCUGUCUCUCGUGAAAGUCUCAGAAAUGGGUGACGCCAUCCACGUUGUCACUCUUAAAGAUCUGUCCGAUGAUAUUCAUGGGCUCAUCCAAAAGUUUUUGGCAACACCUGUCCAAAGAGAGGCUCACAUUUCAAUGGAUCCAUAUGUCUUGAUGUUCGUCCAGAACCAUUAUCAUCAACUGCUGGCCGACAUGGGCGAGGUCUCCAUCAUACCAAUAGAGGACAAAGACAUGUGCGGACUAAAGAUUUAUGGCCCUGUGUUGGCUUGUCAAAUGGCCGAAGAGGUCUUGCAGGGCGUCGUCUCUUCAGUCCUAACCAAGAAACUCAAGAUGCAUGCUCCUGGAAUAGUUCGCUUCUUUUAUGACACGGAGUGCAGCAAGUUAGUCGAGCAAAUGCAGCAAAAGUUCAGGGUCCUGAUCAGGUCAAAGCAGCAGCCAUGGACUCCUCCUCCUGAUCAGGACUUGUUUAAGGUGGCGUGGACAAAGAUGCCACCGAAAAACUUUCAAAGACACUGUUCACGUGAUACGACACCAUCAGACUUUUGCGUGCUCGACUACCCAAUGCUGGACUUAGAAGGAGAAGCUGUUUCUCAAGAGAGAGUAGACGAAGGGAACCUGGAGGAAGAGGCUCAGCUGUCACUUGCCAUCCAGUACUCUUUAGAGUCCGUGACAUCACCCAGUGAUGAAGAGGAGCAACUGAAGCAGGCCCUGGAGAUGUCCCGACAAAUGAUCCAGCAGGAAGUUGUUGUUGUUGCUGCUGCAGAAGCAUCAGCAGACACAAUUGAGAUCGAUGUAUUUGCGGAUUACCGCAUGGACUUGAUACGUGUGGACGUGGCUCUGGAUAAAAGGCUGGGUCAGAGAAAGGUGAAGGAGACACUGGAGAGGAAGAGCAGGCAGAAGUUAAGCGACUACCAGCAGCAGUGUCUGGACUUAAUCAUGCGGAAACAUGCAGUUGACAUCGAGACAGAGGGCAACAUGUUUAUCAUAUCCGGCUUCGUAGACUAUGUGAAUGAAGCAGUGAGCGAUGUGAGGCUGCUGAUCCAGAAGGAGUCCAGCCAUGCGUCGGACCAGACGACGCUGGAUAGUGUCGAGUGGGUGUGGCAUGACCCCAUCACCUUGAAGCAGAACCCGUACUCUUGUGACGCUGCGUUGUUAAUUGAAAAGUAUUACCAGAUGAAGUUGGAAAAACUUGAUAUCAUGUUUAACCAUCAACCGUACGUGCUGCACUUUGACACGAUGGAGGAGUACAACGUGACGACAGGAAAGUCGGUGAAAAUCUCACGCCGGCAGGAUUACGUGGGGAAAGUGACAGAAGAAGAGCAGGAUCAGAUGCUUGGACCACCAAAACUCGUCCGGCUGCCCUGCGACUCUGAGGAGUACAAGAGUGUGGUGGAGAGGUUCCUUCAGACAAGUUCACGGGAGAUCCAUGUGGUCCAGGUGGCGAAGUUUCAAAACAAUCUAUUGCACUGUCAGUACAAGCUGAAGAAGGCAAGUGUUCUGCUGCAAGCUGGGCAGGACAAGGUGGAGAGGACGCUGUACCAUGGCACCAGUGAAAGUGCGGUCAACGAGAUCCUCUUUCACGGGUUUAACAGAAGCUACAGCGGUAAAAAUGGCGCCGCUUACGGCAACGGAGUGUAUUUUGCCGUCAACUCCUCCCUGUCUCUGAAAAACACAUACUCAUCCCCAAAUCUGAGAGGACACAAGUUCAUCAUCGUUGCUAAGGUUCUGACCGGAGCCUUCACUUUGGGUGCGCUUGAUAUGAGGACCGCUCCACUGAAGAAGACAAGUGGGGCGUCAGACACGCCCAUCAGAUACGACAGUGUCACCGACAACCUGCUCACUCCAACACUGUUUGUCAUCUUUAACGACACUCAGGCUUAUCCGGAGUAUCUCAUCACCUGUGAGGAAAUCUCCAGCUAAUUUCUUCUCUGGCUUCAACAUGCCGACUCACACUUCUUGUCACUUUUAAAGCCGUAUUUUUCUCUAGAUCUUGCCAUAGGUCGUGUUUCAAAUCUGGCUGUUGGGAUGCUUCCUUUCUCGCUUGUGAGGCAAACAAAGGUGUGCUCUUUCAUCCAACUGAUUUUAUUUUGAAAAAAAUGGGAAGACCACAGGUAUUCAUAUUUUAUUAAGUGCUAUGUGAAAUGACAAAAAAAGCUGAGUGGAAUGCGGUUUCACUUUCUUUGAGUUUAAUCAUUCAAUCCUGUUUGUGGUGAGUCCCUGGACACCUGCAGCAGUUUAAAACUGUGUUUACUGCAUUUUCACUCGACGGGCUUGAAGGGCUUACCUCCAGCUGUUGGUUGUUUUAUGCUU